Molecule: messenger RNA, 1042 nt
Organism: Pseudomassariella vexata
Lineage: Eukaryota; Fungi; Ascomycota; Sordariomycetes; Amphisphaeriales; Pseudomassariaceae
Product: peptidylprolyl isomerase
Exons: 4
Coding region: 295-867 (190 amino acids)
Biological process (GO): protein peptidyl-prolyl isomerization
Molecular function (GO): peptidyl-prolyl cis-trans isomerase activity
Source: RefSeq, a predicted model, not a curated record
CAGACGUCAAGAAAUGCGGCCAGCUGAAGAGGGGAGCUUCGAGACCCCCGCAAGUCCGGGAUGUAAGGAUGUGACAACUCCCGAGGCCGAUGGCCUCUAUCUAAACCAAACCCCUUCAGCAACACCAACCACCCAUCUGGAUAGAUCCCUGUUGUCAAUCUGAAGCCAGUUGUUUCUAGGCGCGCUACCCAGCACAAUUGCUUUCCACCUCCUCAACCUCGACAAGCCAAAUCCUCUCCGUCCGAUUUCUCAACCCUUGGAAGCUAUCCUGCCCAAUUCUGCCGAAUCGUCAAAAUGCAGCGCCCCAUUCUCCUCCUGUCCCUUGUGGCUUCCGCCGCCGUUGGUGUCUUGGCAGCCGAACUCAAGAUUGACGUCACGCAAGAGGUAGAAUGCGAACGCAAGACACAGAAGGGCGACCAGGUUGAGAUGCACUACCGCGGAACCCUCGAGUCCAAUGGCAACAAGUUCGAUGCCAGCUACGAUCGAGGCAAGCCUUUUAGUUUCAAGCUCGGAAGCGGCCAGGUCAUCAAGGGAUGGGAUCAAGGGCUUCUGGAUAUGUGUAUUGGCGAGAAGAGAACCCUCACCAUCCCCCCUGAGCUCGGCUAUGGCAAUCGCGGCAUGGGCCCCAUCCCCGCAGGAUCGACCUUAGUCUUCGAGACGGAACUCAUCGGCAUCAAGGGCGUCCCCAAGCCCGAGUCAAUUGUGGUCAAGGAACCAAGCAGCGCCAGCUCGACGGUCAGCGAAGCGGCCGACACGGCAGCCGAGGGCAUCGCCGAGAAGAUUGCAAGCAAGGCCGGCGAGGCGGCUGAGGCGAUUGGCACGAUGCUCGUUGACACUGAUGAUACUCAGGAGCACAACGAGCUCUAAGUGCGCAGGACGGAAAAUGACUGCAUGCUACGAUGUAUAUGAAGAACACGAGGGAUUGACCUUGUCAAUGGCGGCUACAUGGCAAUGCGGUGGCGGAAAUAAGCGGAAACCCGGAUGAACCUCUUCUGGGCUGCGUGGCCUGUCUCGCUUGCUUGCUGUGCGGUACCAUUAGAGC